Prorocentrum cordatum is the source of this 3561-nucleotide messenger RNA. The record is from the annotation of a GenBank genome assembly. Lineage: Eukaryota; Dinophyceae; Prorocentrales; Prorocentraceae.
AUGCGAGCGGGGCGGACGUUCAAGGCCGCGACGUCGCGGAGCUCGGCCUCUCACGGCGCUUUCUUCGUGGCGGCGCCAGCCCCGGGGGCCCGCCUGGAGGUUUGCGCGGAGGGCCCCAGUGCGCACGAAGGCUACUUGGACGCGAAGAAGCCGGCGAAGCGCGAGCCGCGCGACCGCGCCCGCCAGCUGACGGGCCGCUCGACGCUCGAGGAGCACAGCGCGGGCUGCCACGGCCGGUUCGCUGGGCGCCAGCAAGGCGAGCGCCAGAUGAGGUGGAAGUGGCCCCCUGGCGACAAGGAGUGGAUCGAGCGAUCAGACGACCAGUCCAAGUCAUCGCAGGCCUUCUCCCCGCAACCUCCCUCCCCCGCCGCCGCCGGCGGCCGUUGUGGCCAGGGCCGCGGCGACGCUGGCCGAGCAGAGCUGGCCUCGUCGAGAUUGCUCGCGUCGGCGCCGGCCAUCACCGCGGCGCCGCGACUCCGAGGGGCUCUGACGCAUAGGCUCGGCGACCUGACUCGCGCAGACCCGGCGCUCGAGGUCGAAGCGAACGCGCGCCAGGUCGCGGGCGAGGGCGCCCGCGGGAUCAGCGCCGCGGCGCCGCGCAACGCCCGCGUCGUCGAGGGCUCCGCAGGCGUCGGCAACGUCGCCGGACCGGGCAACUGCGAGCUGAUGCGGAGGGCGCGGGCGCGGGCCAGCAACGCCCCGACCUGGCUGGAGGCCGUCGCCAGGCGGCGCGAUCGGAGCCGCCGGCACGCGGGGGCCCAAGCAGCGAUCGGCGACGCUGCGGCCAGCGCCCGGCGGCAGCAGCGACGGGGCCGCGUCGACCUGGGCGCCGACCAGCGGCGCAACUCUAUCAUUGGGUCUACGACCGCCAAGGCAGAGCGGGCUCGGGGCACCCGGGCCCUCGUGGGCGCGCAGUGCCCGGAGAGUCGCUUCUGCGGUCGGAUCGCGAGCGCCAUCUUCCUUUACGGGGGCGCGCCUGAGUCGGCCAGCGCCGACGGCGGGCCGCCAGCCGAGGUGCUGCGGCUAGGCCCUGCUGCUGCCCGCGUCCACCCUGAGGGCGCCGCGGGGCCUCCGGGCGCAGAGACGGGGGCGCGGCGCCCGGCGCCGCCCCUUCAGGCCGCGGACCCUAGCAUCUAUGCCGCCGCGGGCUGCCGGAUCAAGUCCCCAAAUCUCGGCGACGAGGAGUGCCUGCCUUCGCGGAGUCAAGGACCGCGCCGCUUCUGCCCCUGGCAGGGUGCCCAGCCUUCAGUCAACCUGGCGAUCGAUUACCUGAUAUGCGACGCGCGCGAAAGGGCGCGCCUGCCGACUCGGCCUGAGCCGAUCUCGGAUACGAUCAGGUACCUCGGCCAGUUUGGGGAGCACCUCCAGGCCGACUUCUUCGCAGUCAUGGGCGCCGCGAAAACCGCCUGCCACAUGCUCGGGGCGAUCACGGCCUGGCUGUCGCCACCAUCGCUGCGAACUCGCAGCGCGUACGUGGUGAACGGCGGCUUCGACCGCUCGAAAGCCAGCAUUCCCGCGGCCACUUCAACUACGAGCAGCAGACGGCAUGGAGUUGGACGCAACGCGGUGCGGGUUGGCCAGGCCAUCAUGCUCCUCAGCCGUGAGCAGCUUCGCCCUGCCGUCGGGUUCGAGCAGUGGGUCUCCGACCCCAACGACGUCGAGGUCCACGAGGGCAGCUUUGACCGCCUGCAGGACGGUCUCUGCGAGGACGAGCGGGACGCUGGGCCCCAGCCCGAGGACCUGCUCCAGGGGCCAGAGAUCGUCGUGGCCGAGGAACCCCCAGUCGAGGUAGCGGGCGAGCCGUUGCCCGGCCACGUCGGACUGUCCGAGGCGAACCAGCUGCUCUGCCAGAUGGGCACCGACGAAAAGCAGAACCCCGACGCCGAGGGCCACGUGGUUCCAGACUUAGACCAGGAUCCCAACCUGAGUUCCCCGCUGACUCGCAGCGGCUGGGGCGGCACUGGCGACGCCCCCGCGGCGUUUCAGGAUUUCGGCGCCGCGGACUCGCGCCCCGAGGCGACGCAGGCGAUCGCCGACGAGGAGCGCAACGUCAACGAAUUACGCGAGGACGACCACUGCAGCAAACGCGGCGAGCGCAAUCGCGUGCCCGGGUCCGAUGACGAGGAACACGCAGCACAGGAGAACCGCAUAACCCGCGCGGAGAAGAAAGCCCACGAUAAGAUCCCGCGGAGAGAGACAGAGAUCACGUCCAUGAGCGGCGCCGCGCUGCAGUGCUUUUUGGAGGCCGCCCGCAAGCCGCAUGACGCCCGGGCCACAUGGGCGCCGAUGGUCUUGGAGGCUGCCCGCCAGGCGGUCGCGGGGGGCAUGCCAAUUGCGCCAGAUAUCCCAAGCAGCACAUUCGUGGCAGGCGAGCCCGCGGAGCACCAGCCCGCGGGCGCCGGUGGCCUCGUGACUGGCGCGGGGCUCGUUGCGGCGGCGCUGCUGAUCAGGGGCAUUUGCCGGUCCCACAGAACAAGAACGCACGCCAUCGGCGGACUGAAGAUCAAGCGUCCGGCCGGCCCUGGCAUGAAGCGCGACAUUGGCUUGUGGGAGUUCCCCGGGUACCAGGAGCACCUCAACCUGAAGAGGUACGCCCGCAAGAGCCCAGUCUAUGGACACAGGCGUCUGAAAUUCAGGAAUCACAUGAGGAUGUCCCGCAUCACCAGCUACACGGAGCAGUGGGUGUAUUGGUACCCAGACCAGCAUAAGUUCAACAUGUAUUACGGCCCAGCGUCGCAUCCAGAGAACCCAGAUUUCCCUGCGCCCUCAGGUGGAUGGCCCGCCCCCGGUGGACCCUACGACAUACCCAUGUACACAGCUAAGAAGGCGAUGUCCGGCUGGGCCCCCGCGCAGUUGUCGGCGUCCGUGGGGCGACAGGGCAAGAGGUGCGGGUUCGUCGGGGCCAGCUUGCGGACCGUGGGUUCCACGAAACGCACUGUGUAUGGCGCGCGUUCAGCCAUCGCCAUGCGCGCUCACAAGAUGGCCGCAUCGAGCACGAAGAACCAGGGCGGCGGCACCAACAUCCCCAAAUGGGUUGGCGUCCAGCAUUCAGGCUUUCAGGGGAACGCCGUCAAGGCGGGCACGCUGCUCGUCAGGCAGACCGGAGUCAAAUGGGCAACGGCCGGCGGUGGCGUGAAGAUGACCAGGAAUUACAACAUCGUUGCGACUAAGGACGGCAUCGUGCAGUGGCGCGGCAGCCCCGGCACCAAAGCGGAGGGCGGCAAGGGCGAGGUCUCUGUCGUGCCAUGGGAGUACGUUCGCGCGAAGUGCGAUUGGGCUGUCGACUCAAGCAACGACUGCACUCUGGUAUACAAGGAGUACAAGCCGUGGAUGGGGACCCACAUGCACGAGAAGACGGCGACGUUCAACGGCGCCAAGAACGGCUUGCGUCGGAAGGUCAUGGCCGAGAAGCGGAAGAUCUGGGAAGAGAGCCCCGAGGGGCAGGAGCAUUUAAAGAAGAAGCAGGAGAAGCGGGAGAAGCAAAAGGCGAUCAACGCAAAGUGGAGAGCUUACAGGACGGCGAAGAGACAGGAACAGGCAAAGGAAACGGUCGACAAAUGA